AAUUCCAGAAUUGAGCCUCACACGUGCUCAUGAUUUCCUUGCCUUGUUUCAGUGUUUCUGUUGUUUGGUUUGUUUGAUAUCUGAAGAAGAAACAUAUGGAUUAUCAGGGAGCCAGAGCUUUAGAGGGAAAUGUAAAAUGGGCUCCCCUUCUGAUCAGGUCUGCUAGUGUUAAAAUACUGUAGUUACUAUUGUCAAUACACUUCCUGGCAAACUAACCACAGCUCCAGAUAUAGCUGCUCUACUGAAUAAGCGUCAUGAGUCAACUGACAAGCCAGCUUCAGAAGAUGGUCCAGGAUAUCAAGAAGAAUGAUGGCAGUAUCCUGAACAGGCUAAGAAGAUUUAAAAACAAAUCAGCUCCAAAAGUACCAGUAAGAGACUAUCAAGGUGAUGACUUGGAUGUUGAACAGUGGUCUGAAAAUGAGUUUGAUAGUGACACUUAUGAGGAACCUCAAGGGGAGCAGGAUGAUAGCUAUGAGCCUCCUCCCAGUCAGAGCGUCUUCACCCCCACCUCAUCUGCCUGCUUCUCCAGGGGGGACUAUGUAGACAGCUGCCGUGACAGGCCAAACCACCCACCCAGGAAGCCCAUCUGCCUACCAAAACCCACCAGACCAUCACCAUCACUUCCCCCCAAACCCAACCAGCAGGACGACAAUGAGGAAGACUACGUCAUCCCAAAAAGUGAUGAUGAAGACAACUACGUAGAUCCCACAGAGGAACCUCCUGCUAACCGUCCAAUGCACGGAAGAGGCAAACCAGUAAAGAGCAGUCCUUCAAUGUCUAAGACUGUGCCAGAGCGCUCAAAUAGCCCAGAUGUGUAUGAAGUUCCUGACAUUGAGGAAAACUCUCCUCCCCCAGUGAGCAGACCUUCCACACUCAAAGUCCCUGCACAGGGUUUCCCCCCUAGAGCCAGCCCAAGAAUGCACCUAAAGACACGUCCACCCAUCCCAGUCCAGGAGUCCAUGGAUGAUGAAUAUGAAGUCUGCGAUCCAGAUCAAAGUGGCAGUACAAAGUCUGCUGAGAAGGCGCUGCCUGUGCAUCCCAAACCAUUGCCCAGAGAGAUGAAGCCAUUGAAGCCACCUUUAAUGCCGAGGCAAGAUAUUGCAUCCAGGGAAAAUGAAGGCCCAGCACUGGCCAUGAGGCACAGUACCCAGAAACCCACGACCACACCCCAGCCCUCUGAAUACAAACGUACCAAGAUUCCUCUGCCACAGCUGUUUACCUCUCAAAUACCUGACAGAGGAACUGUACCCACAGCUGAAAACAAGUUAACGGAUGCUGAAGAGGGGGCAGAUGUCUUGAAGAAACCUUGGUAUGCCAGCACCUGUGACCGUAAGACAGCUGAGGAUACUUUGGUUCGCUCAAAUAAGGAUGGGGCAUUUCUAAUAAGGAAGAGCUCUGGUCAAGACAUACAUCAGCCAUACACUUUAGUGGUGUAUUACAACAGUAGAGUCUACAACAUCCCAGUACGCUACAUCCAAGCAUCGCAGCAGUACACUCUUGGAAGGGAGAAGAAAGGAGAGGAGCGUUUCACCAGUGUUUCCCACAUCAUUGAGAACCAUCAGAGGAACCCCCUGGUACUGAUUGACAGCCAGAGGAACACCAAGGACUUCACCAAACUGUGCUAUGCUGUGAAGCCUUAGGCCUCGCUAGACCCUCACUAGUACUAUGGACCAUCCCAAAUCAGUGUGUCUAGUGUUAGACCUGUGUGCAAAUCAACAGGCAAUUUGAUGCUGCACUCAAGUCUGAUCUUACAGAGCAUCUGUUCAGGGUUUGUGAACAACAGUUAGAUUAGUUUAGUCACAUUCACCAGCCAUGGCUAUCAAAGCAAGACCAGCAUGACAUGUACUUAAUGUACUGUGUUAGCUCAGUAAAAUUGUUCAUGUGUGUGAAUAUUCAAACUUGUGUUGAACAUUUUGCAUUCUAUGGGGUCUUUUCCAACAAGCAUGAUCCCUUGGACAGUGCCAUUAUGUAUUCUUAAAGAAUAACAGAUUAUAGAAAUGCUAUGAAUAGAAUGUAAUGUAGUAUAUAUACACUGAACGAAAAUAUAAAGGCAACAUGCAACAA
Salvelinus fontinalis (brook trout) is the source of this 2064-nucleotide messenger RNA. RefSeq names its product B cell linker (gene blnk). The record is from RefSeq and is a predicted model, not a curated record. Bases 255 to 1640 code for a protein of 461 amino acids. NCBI's taxonomy places the organism in Eukaryota, Metazoa, Chordata, Actinopteri, Salmoniformes, Salmonidae. The transcript is spliced from 22 exons. Gene Ontology annotation, biological process: intracellular signal transduction; cell surface receptor protein tyrosine kinase signaling pathway.